Dendroctonus ponderosae (mountain pine beetle) is the source of this 947-nucleotide messenger RNA. RefSeq names its product chromatin complexes subunit BAP18. NCBI's taxonomy places the organism in Eukaryota, Metazoa, Arthropoda, Insecta, Coleoptera, Curculionidae. The record is from RefSeq and is a predicted model, not a curated record. Gene Ontology annotation, cellular component: NURF complex; MLL1 complex. The coding region runs from base 405 to 857 and encodes 150 amino acids. The transcript is spliced from 4 exons.
AAAUUAUCUUCUACGAUCUGUACACUGAAGCACCUAGCAAUAGGUUGCAAAAUUUGUGAUAUUUCCUUAUUAAUAUGAGAGACAAGGGAAAUUCUCUCCCUUGUUUUUUAUUUCUGUAGUCAGAUGUAUGUCAUAGCAUAAGGCCAUCUAUGCCAUAUAUGUCACAAUUCAUACAAAAGAUACGCGAUAAGUGAAUAGUCGCUUGUGCUCUCGGUCUACAAUCAGAACUAUCGACAACUGUCAUAGUUUUCUCGAUACUUUCCCAUCACCUAUCAGCUGCAUCUUUUAGGAUUGGUCAGAGAUUUUGUUAGGAAUAGUAUGUAGUCUGUGCUGUGUUGUUAGGUUAAGAAUUUCACAUGUGAACGUAAACAUAGAAUAUCCCCCGAACGUAAACAAUAAUUACAAUGAGUUCUGCAAGCAAGGUUGGAGAAAUUUUUACAGCGGCAGGUCAAGCAUUUAACAGAUUGGGAGACCUCACUAUGCAGCUGCAUCCUCAUUCGGAGUCUCCAAGUGGAAAGUGGACGGAUGAAGAAAUUGAAAUGCUGCGCCAAGUUGUUAAGCAAUUCUCUGACGGAUUAAAUCAAAUAAGUGAGCACAUUAAAAGACGUACUGUAUCCCAAAUUAGGACAGCCCUCAAGAAGAAAGCAUUUGAGGAUGCAGGCUUGCCGGUGAGACAGGUCACGACUGUAGCUCAGUCACAAUCCACUUUGGUAGGUCAAACGACUCAACCAUCUCUCAUGAAGCAAGAAGUAACACUGAAUAUGCUGAAUGCUGCCGAAUCCGAAGUGGACGUUGAAGGAUUACAUGAAGAGGUAAAACUCGAAUUUGAUGGCAGCAAUGAGGAAGUUUCAACAUAAAUAAAUAUAUAAACGAUUCGUAUUAUUUGAACUAUUUUUCUUUCUAUUGUAUAUCGAAAGACUCAAAUUUUAACUGCAUGUGUGCACAAA